This is a messenger RNA of Acanthochromis polyacanthus (spiny chromis), 3097 nucleotides long. RefSeq names its product TOX high mobility group box family member 4 a (gene tox4a). Gene Ontology annotation, biological process: regulation of transcription by RNA polymerase II. The record is from RefSeq and is a predicted model, not a curated record. Gene Ontology annotation, molecular function: chromatin DNA binding. The transcript has 9 exons. Gene Ontology annotation, cellular component: nucleus. NCBI's taxonomy places the organism in Eukaryota, Metazoa, Chordata, Actinopteri, Pomacentridae. The coding region runs from base 378 to 2417 and encodes 679 amino acids.
CGACCUAUGAAUGCAGCACCAGCGACAGCCUGGGGUCUGGGGAGUCGCAAACAGCAGCAGCUCUCCGACGUAUGAAUGGGUUUGUUUUGGGCCUUAAGAAAACUUUGGCCCGUGGGGGAGAUAGUGCUCAGUAUAGUAUUUUGUCCACAUUUGGAUAAUUUCGCUGCUGUCGGUCUCACAUUACCCCACCGUCCAAGUUCUCCCAAGGAUAGUUUAGCAUCAUCUCUUGGACGUUAUGCUAACCUAUGGUGCUUAGCUAGCUAGCCGCUAGCAGUUCGAGUUCACACACGGAUAGUUGCCCUUAAUGGGUAAAUUUUAAAAUCUAAACAAAGAACACAGUGGGUGUGAUAGUUUAUUUUUGAGCAAGUCAAUUCAAAAUGGACCUUAAUUUUUACUCCGACCUCUCGGACGGUUGUGCUCAAAAUGUUGAUUCUGAGUUUUUGGACUCCCAGGCGUACGGUGGCUACUCUGAGGAGAACAAGUUUCCAGAAGGCAGCGACAGUUACCUCACCAUCAGCGGCGCGGGCCAUCCUUUCUUGUCCGCAGAGCAGACAUUUCACACUCCCAGUCUCGGAGAUGAGGUCUUUGAGAUCCCCCCCAUCUCCCUGGACCCAGGUUCGGCUCUGAGCAUCAGUGAUGAGGUGUCUCACUUUGAGCUGGCAGAUGGCUCAGACGGCACCGGAGGAUCUUCAGGUGCCCGGAGUCUUGUCAGCAACCUAGUGGUGGAAGCCAAUGACCCUUCCUUUGCUUCCACCUUUGUGAACUCUUGCCCUCAAGGCCUGGAGCAGAUGAAUCUUGGGACAAUGGGCCAGUCAGGAGGUGGAGCCCUGCUGAGCUCCUCUGCACUGGAAAUGGGGAACUCCAGUGGUUCACAUUUCAGCAGUUCCUCCCCCAUGACCAUUGAUGUUCAGCUUGGUGACAUCGGUCACGGCCUUUUGGGGAGUAGUCAGCUUUCCACUAUUAAUCCGUCGGAGCUGGCACUGGGUCUCGGAGGGGAAGCCAUCGGACAUCAUUCAGGGACGCCUGAGCAGCCGCUGUCAGCAACACCGUCUCCUGCUGGUUCUUUGCAGGAUGAGGACAUGGAUGACUUUAAGAGGAGUGUGCUGGUGGACUCCCCCAUGUCUCUCUCCUCUUCCUUUGUCCUCUCCCAGAUGUCCUCCCACCACGCUCCCCCAUCUUCUGUCUCCACGGCGACAGCCAGGAGGGGUGGGGGGAAGCCUGCUGCGCUCGCUUCGGCGAGUGUGGCAGCGGGCGCAAAGAAAGUAAGGAAGAAGAAAGAUCCCAAUGAGCCACAGAAGCCGGUUUCAGCGUAUGCAUUGUUCUUCAGAGACACGCAGGCGGCCAUUAAAGGCCAGAACCCCAAUGCCUCUUUUGGGGAGGUGUCGAAGAUCGUGGCCUCCAUGUGGGACAGCCUGGCCGAGGAACAGAAACAGGUCUAUAAGAGAAAGACAGACACAGCCAAAAAGGAGUAUUUGAAAGCGCUUGCAGCUUACAAAGCCAACCAUCUGUCCCAGACUGUCACUGAGGAGAUGGAAACCGCCCCUUCACCUCCUCCGUCUGCGGUUGACCCGACUCCUGCAGCGCUGCCCUCUGCCGGUCACCAGGCAGUUCGCUCUGCUCACACCAUUGUGGAAGAGAACACCAUCACCAACAUUUGUGCCUCCAACAUCAUCCUGGACGUCCCGGAAAGGGCCACCCGUUCCCGCACAGGAGCAAGCAAGCCCUCCGCUCCUGCAGCACCUCCAGCCCAGACCAUCACCAAGAUCAUCAUCCCAAAGCACAUGCUGCAGGGCGCGGGGCAGGUGGUGACCGUGCUGCCUGGAGGGGUCCGCGCCUUUCAGCCGACCCUGGUGGUCUCGGGCGCCUCACGUCAGCCGCCUCCGCUGCAGCAGAUGCAGAACGCGCCGCCUCCGCCUCGGCUCCAGCAGAUGGCCCCAGCACCUCCGCCCUUACAGGCCAAACCCCGCGAGGGAGGCAGCGCACCAGGCCACCCUGUCUCCAUCACCGCUACGCCUCCACCUCCACUCCAGAUUAAAAUAGUUCCUUCCUCCAUCCAGGGCAAAGAAGCCCUGCCAAUAAUCGUGCCGAACACGGCGGCUACAUCAUCGACAGCGACGACAUCCACCCAGUCUGCAUCGAUGGUGUCGGUGCAGGUGGUGAACUCUGCUGAGACGUCGGGCAACGCAGACGAGGAUGUCGUUACAGAAGUGCUGCCGUCAGAAGAUGAGAUGGAGGUGAACGGGUCCGGUGACACCAUGAGGAGUUUGUGUGUGAGGGCGGGCUGCAACAACCCAGCAGUAGAGAGUGAAGACUGGGACAAAGAAUACUGCAGUAACGAAUGUGUGGCCACUCACUGCAGUGAUGUUUUUAAGGCGUGGUGCUCCAUCAGGAGUCAGAACAUGGGAACAGUGAAGUAACAAGUAGCUGCAGCCAAUCACGUAACAUGAUGCUACUAGCUGAAGGAUGGAUGCAAGACUGAUGCAGUACAGAAAUCUGAAUCAUAGUUCUCACUAUUGUGUACAUAAAGUGUAGGUUUGGCAGUUGUUUUAUUUCAGGAGGACAAACAAUAAAUACUGCUAACAUAGAGCAGAAUUAGGACAUUCCAUGCUAAUAUGUUACAACACGAAUGUUUGCAGUGUGGAUAUUUAUAGAGGGUGAUGUUUGUACACGACUUCCAGGCAGGCAUCAAGAAACUUAAGGCAGCUAGAGAAGAAAGACAGAUGCAUAAGACAAUGAUAAUCUAGUUCUCUUAGGUUAUAGUUGUUUGUAUAGGACAAAAGAGGACGGAUGACAUUUCAAACUUUUUUUUUUACAGCAGAUGUUAUUGCACAGUGUUCAUCAUCCUUUUGUGUACAUCAAGGUUUCAAAGGUUUCUGUGUUUAAUGUCUCUUGUAUUAAGAACCAACAACUGUUUCAGUUGAAUUUAGCAGAGAAUGCCUUAGUUUGAGGAAAAACUAUCUCUGUAUGACUUGUUUUGUACUGAAAAUAGUGGCCUUUCUUGGUUGAUUAUUGUCUCAUUAUUUUGUAAAACAUUCAUUUCUAAAAAAAGCUCAGCCUUCAUGUUUUCUUAAUAAAUGAGCAAAAUUGCUCAAUCACA